UGCUUUUAUAUCCCCAAAAUCCUAAAAAUAAAAGUAAAAUUAAAUACCUUCCCUUUACAAAAGAUUGGUUGCUUUCAGCCAUGUGCAGCUGAGCUAUUCAAAAAGGGUACUUCACAACCACUCAAGGAACAAUUCAAUCAUUCAAAAUUACUUUCACUUUCGCACAGAGAGAGAGAAUUCAAAGAAUGUUUUCUCUGUGGUACUCUCGGUUUCUGCUUCUGCUUUUGGCUUACACUGGAUCUCUUUCGUCGGCAGAAUUAUUAGUUGGCGCCGAUGGGUCAAGAUCGUUGCAGGACAAGAAUAUAUUUAUUCUAGCAGGGCAGAGCAAUAUGGCAGGGAGAGGAGGUGUUGCUAAUGAUGUUUGGGACGGAGUUAUUCCGGCUGAAUGCGAACCAAACCAGUCAAUUAUCAGAUUCAAUUCGCACCGUAAAUGGGUCGAAGCGCAAGAACCGUUGCACGUAGAUAUCGAUUUCAAUAAGACUUGUGGUGUUGGUCCUGGUAUGGCAUUUGCAAAUACACUUUUACAGAUGGAUUCCAGUAAUAUUGGAGUUAUUGGUUUGGUUCCUUGUGCUGUUGGUGGAACAAAUAUUAGUGAGUGGUCUCAGGGAGCUCCGUUGUAUAAUCUCUUCAUAAGGCGCUCUAAGAAAUCGUUAUUGGAAGGUGGAAGGAUAAGGGCUGUUCUUUGGUAUCAAGGGGAAAGUGAUACAGUUCAUCAAAAAGAUGCUGAAUCUUAUGGACAUAAUUUGAAGAAAUUCAUAUCGAAUAUUCGCCAAGAUCUUCAUCUUCCCAUGCUACCUUUCAUUCAGGUUGCUUUGGCGUCAGGGGAAGGGCCAUUCGUAGGGAUUGUAAGGAAAGCUCAGCUGGAGAUAGAUUUACCGAAUGUUUGGACCAUUGAUGCCGAUGGACUCCCAGUCGGGCCAGAUGGUUUGCAUCUCACAACUGAAGCUCAAGUCCGUCUCGGACAGAUGUUAGCGGAGGCGUUUUUCACGAGGACUGUUCAGCAAAGACGUCCCAUCAGCAGCCAUGCUUCAAAGCGAAACCGCUAGUUUCUUUGAUAUGUAAAUUUGGAGCCCCUCAUUUCACCUCCACGCCAUUGAGCUGUUAAACUAUUUUUGUGGGGGACAUGGAAUUAUUCAGAAUGACCAGCAAUUCUUGGAUUCAAAAAUUAAUCAAAACACUUGAAACUACCUUGAAAAUAGCAAGGGAAUGACACUGUUAGACAGUGGAAUAACAUGUCGGCUACAUUGCCACUGUGGUACGGACAUUUUGAAUAAAAUUUUGUCAU
Papaver somniferum (opium poppy) is the source of this 1285-nucleotide messenger RNA. RefSeq names its product probable carbohydrate esterase At4g34215. Lineage: Eukaryota; Viridiplantae; Streptophyta; Magnoliopsida; Ranunculales; Papaveraceae. The record is from RefSeq and is a predicted model, not a curated record. The transcript is spliced from 2 exons. The coding region runs from base 186 to 1046 and encodes 286 amino acids.